Molecule: messenger RNA, 2154 nt
Organism: Brassica oleracea var. oleracea
Lineage: Eukaryota; Viridiplantae; Streptophyta; Magnoliopsida; Brassicales; Brassicaceae
Product: anther-specific proline-rich protein APG
Exons: 5
Coding region: 74-1930 (618 amino acids)
Biological process (GO): lipid metabolic process
Cellular component (GO): extracellular region
Molecular function (GO): lipase activity
Source: RefSeq, a predicted model, not a curated record
UUGAUAUUCAUAUUGACAUGACGGUUGAAAUCGCUUGAAUGGAAGUUGUCUUACUACUACUUGUAGUAAAAGCAUGAAGCAAUCUUCUAUGGUCCAUUCUUGUUCGAUACUAUUUCGUUUUGUUGUCUUUCUCAUAUCCUUUUGUAUCUUCUUUGUGACAACGUCCCAUGCCCAAGUAGUCCACCGACGGCUCUGGCCGUGGCCAUCAAUACCUUGGCCAUCAAUGCCUUGGCCGUAUCCAUGGCCAAUGGAACCACCAGAACCUGGCCCACCACCUGGCCCACCACCAGGCCCAUCACCAAAUCCUGGUCCACCAUCUGGCCCAUCUCCACGCCCACCAAUACCACCUAAGCCGCAACCAAAGCCACCACCAGCGCCUGGUCCAUCGGCAUGUCCACCAAUACCACCUAAGCCUCAACCAAAACCACCACCAGCCCCUGGUCCAUCUCAAUGCCCACCACCUAAGCCGCAACCAAAGCCACCACCAGCGCCUGGUCCAUCGGCAUGUCCACCAAUACCACCUAAGCCUCAACCAAAACCACCACCAGCCCCUGUUCCAUCUCAAUGCCCACCACCUAAGCCGCAACCAAAGCCACCACCACCGCCUGGCCCAUCGGCAUGUCCACCUAAGCCUCAACCAAAGCCACCACCAGCGCCUGGUCCAUCGGCAUGUCCACCAAUACCACCUAAGCCUCAGCCAAAGCCACCACCAGCACCUGCCCCGUCUCCAUGCCCACCUCAACCACCAAAGCCGCAACCAAAGCCACCACCAGCACCUGCUCCAUCACCAAAGCCAGGCCCAUCACCGCCACCACCUAAACCACCUAGUCCAGUUCCGAAACCUGUACCACCACCUGCCCCGUCACCAAAACCUAGCCCACCUGCUCCAUCGCCAAAACCAAAACCUAGCCCACCUGCCCCAUUACCACCUAAGCCAGAAAACAAAACCAUACCGGCCGUGUUUUUCUUCGGGGAUUCGAUAUUUGACACAGGGAAUAACAAUAAUUUAAAGUCAAAGAUAAAAAGUAACUAUCGUCCCUAUGGUAUGGAUUUUCCUUCCAGAGUAGCCACCGGUAGAUUCAGCAACGGAAAGGUCGCUUCUGAUUAUAUAUCUACAUAUUUGGGAGUAAAAGAAAUAGUACCCGCAUAUUUAGACCAGAAGCUACAACAAAACCAAUUACAACGAAGCGAUCUACUUACGGGCGUCUCUUUUGCUUCGGGUGGUGCUGGCUUCGAUCCUGAAACAUCUGAAUCAGUGGAGGUUAUACCAAUGUUGGACCAAUUGUCAUAUUUUCAAGACUAUAUAAAGAGAGUAAAGAAGCUAGUAGGAAAAAAAGAGGCUAAACGAAUAGUGUCCAAAGGAGUAGCCAUUGUGGUCGCAGGAGGCACCGAUCUGAUUUAUACAUAUUUUGGAAUUGGUGCUCAACACCUUAAAACUGACAUCGACUCUUACACCACCCUCAUGGCUGACUCUGCUGCCAGUUUCGUUUUGCAACUGUAUGGAUAUGGAGCAAGACGUAUAGGAGUGAUCGGAACACCACCGCUUGGUUGUACACCAUCACAAAGAGUAAAGGACAAAAAAAUUUGUGAUGAAGAGAUAAAUUAUGCUGCUCAGCUUUUUAAUUCUAAGCUCGCUAUUAUUUUGGAUCAACUGUCGGAAACCCUACGAAAUUCUACGUUGGUUUACAUGGACAUCUACUCUAUCUUCAGUAAAAUUCUAGAAAGCCCUGCGCACUAUGGAUUUGAGGAGGUAAAGAAACCGUGCUGCAAAAUCGGAUUAACGGGAGGAGGUGUAUUCUGCAAAAAGAAGACAUCAAAAAUUUGUCCCAAUACAUCGUCUUAUUUGUUCUGGGACGGUGCCCACCCCACUGAGAGAGCUUUUGAAACCUUAAACAAAAAACUUGUUAAAAAAUACCUCCGUUAUAUCUGAUUAAUAACUAUCUUUGUUACAUUAUUAAUCUCACCAAAAGGAAAACUUUUGCAACGUAUUAUAUGUAGGCAUGAGCGGUUUCUGCGACUAAUAAUGCAAACAACAUUUAAGCCUUUGUUUUGUAUCAAACGUGAGGAGUGUUCCUCACCGAGCCAGUCAUGUUUAUCUAAGAUUUGCACUAGAUUAUGUAAGAAAAAAGAUCUACAGUAUAUUUUUAUAAAGUA